AUGGAGCGACCCGGGGCUCUCGAUCUCCGCACCGCUUUCCAGGGCGGGAAGUCCAACUCAGGUCCUGUCGUAAAGAGGCCUCGAUAUACGAAGAAAAUGCCUCCUGUGGCAGGAACCACAUCCAAGUCCCCUGCUAAGGGGAAAGGUACGAGCUCAGCAGCUCCGGCCUCCACCGUGACAGAGAAAAGGAUUCCCCCUCCUCCUCUUCCUCCUCCUCCUCCUCCUCCUCGGUUUGCACCUGCUCAGGAUCAAGUCAUACAAGCUGAUCCCUCAGCUCCUGCUGCCCCUGCUGCCACCGUUCGUAUUCCUGUGGAUCCCCACGACCUGGAGAAAAUCCCGGAACCUUCAGGGGGACCCUUUAUGAGACUAUGA
This is a messenger RNA of Humulus lupulus (European hop), 372 nucleotides long. RefSeq lists its product as uncharacterized. Bases 1 to 372 code for a protein of 123 amino acids. Lineage: Eukaryota; Viridiplantae; Streptophyta; Magnoliopsida; Rosales; Cannabaceae. The transcript has a single exon. The record is from RefSeq and is a predicted model, not a curated record.